Mycena indigotica is the source of this 2121-nucleotide messenger RNA. RefSeq lists its product as uncharacterized. Bases 1 to 2121 code for a protein of 706 amino acids. The record is from RefSeq and is a predicted model, not a curated record. NCBI's taxonomy places the organism in Eukaryota, Fungi, Basidiomycota, Agaricomycetes, Agaricales, Mycenaceae. The transcript has 2 exons.
AUGCUAUCCAACACCACCAUCUCUCGACCUCGACCUCCUGCCCAGGUUCGGCGCUCGUCACGAACAUUACCGCAAGGUGCUUCGCCUCCACCACCAUAUGCGUCGUCGUUGCAUCACAAGGAAGGCGAAUCGUCGCUUCAUAACUACCUCGGCUCUCCGCUAUCCGCUACCCUACAAAUGGUCGGUAGAACCCAGUCCCAGCCCUCGUCUCCCCAACAGGAUGACUGGCUUCACGAGAAAUCCCGAGAAGAGCUUGCUGAGUUGCUACACAAGGCGGAUGAUCUUAUUCGAGAACGGGAGACUGAACUCGGGGCAACUUCGGCCGUUUGCAAGUCGCUCUACGAAAGCAACGUGUCCCUCAAGACGAAACAUGAUGCUCUUAUUGCCCGCUUUCCUUCCUCCUCUCCCAAUGAAUCUCCAGAUCAGGCAUAUGACUCUCUGGUUGAUGAUUCGGAUGACACAAACCAUGAUACCCAGCAAGAAAGUCCGUCUCCACAUGGCUACUUCAGGCGCUCUCGUCGAAUCUCAAUUCACCCCUCCGACAUUUCACAACUCGCAGACCAAAAUGCUGAGCUUCUUCAGAAGCUACAAACGUUAGAGGAGGAGGCCCAGGUCACAGACCGACAAGGGCGGCGUGCUCUGAAGCAGUUAGAGAAGGAACUUUCCCUCCUCCGUGACGAGUUGGAGAAAACUCAGGCACGAAGUGAGCAACUCGAAAAACAGGCCCAGGUUGGCCCAGAGAAGAUUGUCGAGGAGCUUUGGCGGAAGAAGAAAGAGCGAGAGGCCAAAUUCCGCGCGAUGAGGAAUAACAACACACCCGCCCGCGCUCCAUGGCCAUUUGACGACUCCGAAGUCCGUGAUUUCGCUCCGCCGGGUCCUUUCUCGAAAGAUGGACUCUCACCUUCAAAGAGUACUGAUUUUGAUGCGUCUUAUGGUCCGGAGCACUCCUUUGAACAUCCAAACCAGGCUGCGGUCGUUUCGCAACUGUUGGCGAAGAUCAAGGAGUUGGAAGAGACUAAUACCCGGAUUAUCCAACAACAAACGGAGACCGCGGAUAAACUCCAAGCAGUUCAGCGCGAAACAGAGACCAUCAGCAAAGUUUACGAGUGCUUCAGCCCCGAGCAUGGUAUCCAGUGGGAAGUUGUGACUGAAGAUGGGAGGAAGUCGCCCAUUGACGGAACUAUUCGCUUCCGUAGCUUCCGGCGGUCUCUCGAGUCUUCGCAAUCAUCGUCUCACCACGACGAUUCGAGUUUGAUGCUUCCUCGCCAAGGUCCGCGGCGCAAGUCUGUGCUUGACUUGUUUGACGAUGGAACAGCUCCAGGAUUUGGAAGACCCUCAACUCCUCAUCCGGAUACUUUGUCCUCGAUUGCUGAGCUAUCCCCUUUGCAUUUCAACUCACCUGGCUCUGAGCCGGUACGGCCACGGCAAACACUGCAAGCCGAACUCGGUGGAGAGUUCAUGGGUGUUCCUCUCUCGCGUCAAGGCAGUAUUUAUGACCUCUCAUUCGAUAUUUCUCCUUCGCCCUCCCCAGGACCGGGUACCCGUCCCCUUCCUGAUGAUUUCUCUAUGCGAGCCCAAAGCACACCCGCCAUUAACGCUCUACGAUUGAGUGUCGAACCCCCAACCCCACCGGUAGACCUGAAUGCGCUCUCCACUGGCGGGUCUUUGCGCGAGAAGAACAAACAACGUCAUGAACGCAUGUCGCAAACUUUGUUCAUGCGGACAGGCCGCUGGCAAGAUGGUCGAUUCUCCUCCAUAUCUUCCGCCUCCUCGCUGGUGGACGAGUCAACACCUAGGCGUGAUGUGGUCUCUCUCCCCAAACGUCUGUCAAGUGCGUUUGAUGUCGUAAUGGAGAACUUUGGGGUUUCUGGGCCAGACGAAGAGGAAAGGCAAGUGGUUGCCGCCCCUUCCCAGCACAAAGCAGAGUCGUCCAUCGUGUCUGUUGUGUUUGAUGAAGGUGGACAGCGGAAGCGUGCCUUUGUGGCGUUUAUCUUAGAGGCCUGGCUGUGGCUGCAGUUUGCCGUGGUGAUUGUUGUUUUCUUGUGGGCUAUGGCGAAGCGGGGGCCCAAGUCGGUUUUGGGAGAAGCAGAUCGGAGAGCAGUCGUUAAACGCGCAAACUGA